Molecule: messenger RNA, 1063 nt
Organism: Stegostoma tigrinum
Lineage: Eukaryota; Metazoa; Chordata; Chondrichthyes; Orectolobiformes; Stegostomatidae
Product: glutamate--cysteine ligase regulatory subunit-like
Exons: 8
Coding region: 248-1012 (254 amino acids)
Biological process (GO): glutathione biosynthetic process
Cellular component (GO): glutamate-cysteine ligase complex
Molecular function (GO): enzyme regulator activity; glutamate-cysteine ligase catalytic subunit binding
Source: RefSeq, a predicted model, not a curated record
CUGACUGUUCGAUCCUUAAACUCUGUGCUUUCUUCUGACUAGCUCCUGUUUGGUAUUUCUCCUCACUCGGGUGUGUCUUAGUGACGUCUGAGGGCAGGAAUUCCCUUUCACAAACAAAUUAGUGUAGAAGAAUUACUGGUGACUCAGUUAGUGUUUGAGGAACUCUCUUCGAGUCAACACUGCUGAAUUCACUCAGAUAAGAACCCACGACUCCAAAACUUUCCAAAAGCAUCCUUUGCCAGCAAAGAUGACUGAACUGAAGAGGGAAAUCUUUAAUCUCGAGGAGGUGAAAACCAUCAGCAUAUACACAGGUAAUGCAAUGAGAUGGUAUGGAUCAAUGAAGAAAUGUCCAACAUCAACAGCUCAAGAGGUUCUGGAUUGUCUUAAAGCUGCUUUGUUUGAGUGGGGCUCAAAGUUCAAUUCUGAUCAAACAGAAGGCAAGUUCUACCAGGGGUUACCCAAGCACCUCGUCUGUAAUCUUAUUCAGCCCACAGAGAGGAUUGACCCUAAUGAAAGAGAGGAUAUCCGAAUAUCAGCCAAACUGUUCAUCUGUAAAUCUGACUCAGCGUUUGUUAAAGAGGCUGUGACGAGAGCCUGUUUGGAGCAAGGAAUCAGCCAGCUGGAUUCUGUAACCCUCGCAGUUACUCCCCUAUCAGAAGGGCACCAACCAACUCUGGAGGACCUGAAGCCUUAUUGGAAAGAACUGGAGGACUUGGUCCAAGAGCAGAAGAUCACGUCCAUCGGAGUUUCAGACUUGGACCAGGAAGUGUUGGAAGUUUUGUGCCAGCACGCUCAGGUACGACCCAGCAUUUUACAGGUGAACCUGGCCUCUUGCUGUGUAAUUCCGCCCGACCUUGCUGCCUUCGCCAAUGAGAACAACAUCCAACUGCUGACCCAUAAUGACCCUGCAGAUUCAGAGAGUUGUGGUAAAGUGCAGACGAUAAUUCAGCUAAACAUCAGCGCUUGGAGAUUUGUAAGUGAAAUACAAAGAGAAAUGGAUAUCUAUCUUUAGCUACAUAACAGCCCAACAUGAAGGGCACUGGAUGGUUGCAGCAAACAUUUG